CCUACCAACAUACAUUUUAUAUCCUAAAUAGGAUCACUUUUACUAACUCCAUCAAUUCACCAUUCAAUUGAACUUGCAGAAGAAAAUGAUUCAACCUUUGUAUACUCUGGUGUUCUCAGAAGUGGCAAUAUUACUUUUGCUGCUUUUCAAGACGCCGCUGAGGAAUCCACUGGUGAUGCUGUUGGGAAGGUUCAAGCGAGGGAGAGGCCCUGUCAUUGCCAAAACCGCGGGCGGAACCUUAUUCAUGGUGCUCAUCUCCAUCUUCUACAAUAUGUCCCGGAUAAAGACUGACCAUCUUCUUCUUGCUAAUCACCUUCUCGAAGCAUCACUCUUAGGAUUUUCUCUAUUCCUAGCGAUGAUGAUAGACAGGAUUCACUAUUAUAUAAAAGAGCUACAGACGAUGAGGAAGGAUUUGGAGGCUGCAACCAAACAGAUCCACACUCGUAGCAGCAAAGAGAUUGACAAAACAGCCUCAAAAGAUGAUUAAUUACAUUAAUUAAUAAGCUAUCACCAAUGAAUAAAGCAUGAAACCUCUGUUUAUGGCUUGUUUUGUGUUAAGUUUGUAUCCUAAAUCAUCAACUGAUUAUAUUGUUUCUAUCUUAAUAACACAGAUUCUUCCGAUUUGCUCACAUUCA
Molecule: messenger RNA, 635 nt
Organism: Ipomoea triloba (trilobed morning glory)
Lineage: Eukaryota; Viridiplantae; Streptophyta; Magnoliopsida; Solanales; Convolvulaceae
Exons: 2
Coding region: 86-487 (133 amino acids)
Biological process (GO): endoplasmic reticulum to Golgi vesicle-mediated transport; intracellular protein transport
Cellular component (GO): endoplasmic reticulum; endoplasmic reticulum membrane
Source: RefSeq, a predicted model, not a curated record